Pocillopora meandrina is the source of this 2657-nucleotide messenger RNA. The record is from the annotation of a GenBank genome assembly. NCBI's taxonomy places the organism in Eukaryota, Metazoa, Cnidaria, Anthozoa, Scleractinia, Pocilloporidae.
GUCCCGGACUACCAAAACGGUCAAGAAGAUCUCAAAAGGGUGUUGGAUUUUUUGGCUAACGGUUAACAUUUUUUCCCAUAUACGGCUAAUGGUUAAUCUCUCUCCAUUGCUGUCCCAGUAUUUUUUUUGUGUACGGUCAACUUUUUUUUUAUACGAUUAACGGUUAAAAUUCGUCAAUUUUUACGCCUAAAGGCAAAAUUUUGUGGCCGUUUUACGGCUAACGGUUACCCCAUCGAGACCCUCGGUCAAUGUUGUCUUAUUUAAUGACAUACUUCUUCUACAGUUGUUAGUCUCAAUCCGGACGCGAUAGAACACUUUGUGCUGGACGUUCAAGCGCUUUAUUUUACAGCCCGAUCUGCCAUUGAGGACAGUACUUCAACUCCAGAAAGACUAACCGGCCUUUGGACUAAGUUGGAAGCCGCUGUAAUGAAUUUAAGAAAAAUCCAAUGGCAUCUUAUAACCACGAAACCCUGUGCUGAGGACAUUUUGGCCCCAUUAGUUCAAAGUCUGUCGACCAUAGAAAUAAGGAUUGGUAAAGUUAUCGAGCAGUACAGCUGCCUUGUUCCUUUUCUAAGGGAGCAGUUGUGUUACCGGGCACCUGUGACCUCAACGGAAUGGGUUGGUAGACCAUCCUACGUAAUUACGAAGGAGCAGUUGGAAGUGAUGCGCACCUAUGGUUUGUCAUGGGUAGAAAUAGCGAAAGCACUAGGUGAGCCGAAAAUAAUUUCAUAAUAAAGAAAAUGCUCACGCGGAGUCAUUCGUAUUUUUUCUUUUUUUUUUUGUCAUGCCCCUUUUUUCGAGAAUGGAUGUGUUCUCUUUUAUUUUAAUUCAUAUUUUAAAAAGUUUUUGAACAUCGAUAUGGCUGCUUUAUAUUGGCCACAGGUUGAUCUAUGUUUCAUAUUCGCCGUUAUCGUGCUAUGAAGGGUGUCUCAUACGAUUUUACCUAUAAAACUUUUCGCAGGGGUCUCGAUUUCGACAAUGUGGAGACGUCGCAUCUAUCAUGAAAUGGAAAGAAGAAAGCAUUAUGGAAGAAGGAAGCUAGGUAUGCAAGAGCUGAUAGAUAUAGUGGCUGAAAUAAAGUCCAGAAGUGUGAAUGCGGGCAUCAUUAUGAUCGAGGGUGAAUUAGCGGCUCGAUCCCUCUACGCUAGAAGAUCUGCCAUCGCAGAGGCAUUAGUUCGCCAUGAUCCUAUAGGUGCAGGCCUGCGGUGGAGAAAUUUGACCCCAAGAGUUACUUAUAGCGUUCCAGGUAAUUCUACGUUCUGAGUUAUAAAACUUUGAACCGCAAAUCAUAGAUUUGAAUAGAUGUGAUCAAGUGUGCUGCUUAUUUCCAUAUUGCACCGCAUGAAGUAUGUGUCACUAAGAGAAUUGUGCAGGUUUUGAUGUCCAUUUUUUAUACGUCGACCUUAACAGAAAAGGAGCUCAUGUCCGUCCAACAUUACCAUAUCUUGAGUAUGACUAUGGAUAUUCGUUCUCGAAUAGAGCCAAUUACUUUCAUCAUAAAAGAACAAAUGAUCAAACCCAGGAUCGUUGACUUAUUAGUGUUUGAAAUAUAUAUAUUGUAGGCCCAAACAGCCUGUGGCACUUGGAUGGCAAUCACAAGCUGAUACGGUAAGUAACAGACCUAAAACAUACCAUAAAUACAUUGUUUUUAGAUCGCCUGCACUGUUCUACAAUAAUGCUUGAGGAAAAUUAAAAAUUAUCAGAGCGGAAGACAUUUACGUUCCUCAUCAACAGCAUUUUUUAACAUGCUGUAAUUCGUCUGUAUUCGGGAAUUAAUACCUGUUACUUCCUUUAAUGUAUCUAUGGAAUUCAGUAGAGGAAAAAUGCACCAUAUUCUACUUUUCCCCACUCAUAAUGUGAGUACCGUGUGAAAGGUGUUUUAAAACUCUUUUCUCAGAUGGAGGUUGGUCGUGCACGGAGGAAUAGACGGAUAUUCGAGGCUUGUUGCAUUCCUCCGCUGUUCCAGCAACAACAGGGCAGCAACAGUGGCCAAUUUAUUCUUAGGCGCCACAACUGAAUUCUGUUGGCCAUCACGGGUGAGGACAGAUAAGGGUGGAGAGAAUGCGGAAGUUGCGCGCCUUAUGGUUGAAAAACGGGGAGAAGGUCGCGGCAGCAUUUUGCAAGGUAGUUCGGUCCAUAACCAGAGGAUAGAGAGGCUGUGGAGAGACAUGCGCAAAAUGGUCACGGAGUAUUUCCGACUCCUCUUCUAUUUCUUAGAGAGGAACAAUCUUCUGAAUCCGAACGACGAACUGGAUCUGGCAGCUCUUCAUUAUGUAUUUAUUCCACGGAUUAAUGAAAAUCUAGAAACGUUUAAGGUGUCCUGGAACAGUCAUAAGCUAUCUACUGAAAAACAAAAGACUCCAAAUCAGUUGUACAUUCUAGGAAUGCUUAAUUUGUUUGGAUCAGAAUAUACAGCGGUAAAGGACUUCUUCGAAAGCAACGUCAUAGACUCCAACUAUUACGGCGUAGAGGAACCGGAUGUCAUUGAUGCAGCGUCAGAGGUGGAGGAGGCUGUCGUGGUGCCUGAAACAAUGCAAAACCUUUCUAACGCGAGCUUGCAGGAGUUGCAGCUACAAGUGAAUCCGUUGGAGCGGGACACCAACCACGGCAUCUCGCUUUACAUUCGAGCAAAAGAAUUCCUCUCGCAGCAAAAUUAG